Temnothorax curvispinosus is the source of this 3856-nucleotide messenger RNA. RefSeq names its product dyslexia-associated protein KIAA0319. Gene Ontology annotation, cellular component: cytoplasmic vesicle; plasma membrane. Bases 475 to 3348 code for a protein of 957 amino acids. The record is from RefSeq and is a predicted model, not a curated record. NCBI's taxonomy places the organism in Eukaryota, Metazoa, Arthropoda, Insecta, Hymenoptera, Formicidae. The transcript has 15 exons.
CAGGUGGCAGUAAAAUGCAGAAAUUAUUGCCGUAAUUGACAGCUCACAGCUGAACAGCUCCCGAUUUUUUUUCGUUCGGCGACUCGCGACACUCGCGUACAUACAUAUACAGUCGCGCUCGUACGUAUUCCCCUUUUAUCGGUAUUAUAUGCGCGAUCGUUAUUCCGGCACGGCGCGACAGGAAAUAUGAUAAUCACCCGUAUGGUCUAGGCUGUGUUUGAUAAUAACAUGCUGCUAAUAUAUGAUAAGCCGCGCAAGUCUCCAGGCUGCUUUAAAGUAAGGCACGUCGGGCGAGUUAAUCGUUGACGCCGUUGACGGAUCGCGAGGAGCUUACACGACCACGGGGAGACGCGCAGAAAAUGACACAUGUGUCAUUGUAGAAUAACCUAGCGACGAUCCCACUUCUUGGCCUUCGCGCGGACGAGCGUCCCAUUUUUCACCGGUGUGCAACGAGAACGAAUUCUGUCAGUUAACAUGAUUGGAAUAUAUCACCUGGGAUUAUACAUAUUACUAUUCGAAAGCUGCAUCUGCGAUUUGGACAGACUGUGGAAUGUGCAACUGCUGUGCUCGGACCUAUAUCCGCGGGUGUUCACGAGUUACUUGCCCCGUGGAAAUUUGACCGGCGGGACUUACACGCAACAAAUUCACUUGUCCAACAUGCAGGACUGCGUUAUGGCCUGCUGCAAGAAACCCUUGUGUAACGUAGCGUUUACGCACAACGGUACGUGCUAUCAUGUAGAGUGCGAGAACUCCAUGGUGUGCGUGCCGCUGUACAGGCCCGAAUUGGCAAACGAUAAUCCACCGAGCAUGGUAUUGGUCAGACCCGUGGAGGGUAAUAAAGUAUGGAGCGAUUUCUUGGAUCAAGUCAAUGAGGACAACGUUGGGACAUUGAGCACAGAUGGCACAGAGCAAGAUCAAGUAUUGUUCAAUGAACCAAACAAAAUCAUAAUCAAUUGUAUGGAUCAGUCAGGUUGCCUAGAUAACGAGAUUUGUGUAAAACAUGGGGACACUGAUGUCGGAACUUGUCAAUGUCCUUCAAGUUUCAAGCGAAAUAUUGCUGGCACUUGUAUAGAUGAAAUAGACGCUGAGCUCGGUGUAACGCAACAAGCGAAAGUUCCAACUGUGAAAGAUAUCAGCACGUCGAUUAAGCCGACUAUGAAACAAUUGUUAGUCUCGGCAGUUUCUAAAGAAGUGAGAUUACCGGAAAACGAAGUCACGCUGUCCGCGUAUACCGUCCCCGCUGAACUGGGCAAUCAACAUUAUAAUUACGCUUGGAGUCUGCUCAGUCAACCGGAGGGACAUACCGGAACGAUGACAGAUCAGAAUCGUGUUACUGUCAAAUUAAGUAAUUUGUCGGAAGGCUUGUACACGUUUAAGGUAGCUGUAAGCAGUCCGAACGCUUAUGGAGAAGCUUAUGCCAAUGUCAGCGUUUUACCUCCCAAACGUAUCAACCAAGCACCAAUUGCCAUAAUUACGCCCGCAUCGCAAAUUGUGAAGCUACCGAAUACAGGCGCGGUUUUGGACGGCUCGAAUAGUAAGGAUGAUGAUCGCGUCAUCUCUUAUCAUUGGGAACUGCAGCAAGGCCCGAUUGGAUAUCAACCCAACCUUGUGGAUACACCCACGCUUCAAUUAGAUAAUCUUAUUGCCGGCAAUUACACUUUCAAAUUAACAGUUGAAGAUUCAAAUCACGUUACAAAUUCGACAAGUGCCAAUAUAACUGUCUUAAAAGUGAUCGACUAUCCCCCCAGUGCAAACGCAGGCCAAGACGUUAUCAUUUAUCUACCUCAAAAUACAUUGACGCUUAACGGUAAUUUAAGUACCGACGAUCGAGGAAUAGCGAAUUGGGAGUGGACCAAAAGUCCAUCCGAUCAGAAUAAAGCGGUAGAUAUGCAGAACACAAGAACACCUUACUUACAAUUGUCAAAUCUCGAGGAAGGAAUGUAUACAUUUGUACUUAAAGUAACGGAUGAUUCUGAGCAAUCUUCCACAGCGGAAGUGCAUGUGUUUGUAAAACCUCCAACGAAUAAACCGCCAAAGGCCGACGCUGGUGACGAUAUAAGCAUAGCAUUACCGACAACUCGCGCUGUUCUAAAUGGUACAAGAAGUAAGGAUGACAUAAAGAUUGUUUUGUAUCAUUGGGAGCAAGUAAGUGGGCCUAAUAAUGCUGAAUUUGCCACAGUUAACGAAUCUGUUACAAAUAUUACAAAAUUAACCAAAGGUGAUUAUGCAUUCAAAUUGACUGUUGUCGAUGAUAACAGGAAUGCGGAUUCAGAUACGGUCAAUGUGAAGGUAACACAAAAUAAAAAUGCGCCUCCCAAAGCGAACGCUGGUGGCGAUCAAGUUGUGACGGCGCCAAUCAGCGCGUUAAUCAUCAAUGGAUCACAAUCGAGUGAUGAUUUAAGGAUAGGACAAUGGCUGUGGACCAGAGAUCAAUCUAGUCUUGCGAUUGGCGCUAUAGUUCAAGAUACGGACAAAUCACCAGUCUUAAUGCUAACAGAUAUAGUUCCUGGUCGUUAUGUUUUUCGAUUAAAAGUAACGGAUGAUCAAGGUCUGAGUAGUGAAGACACCGUAUCAGUAAUUGUAAAACCCGAUCCGCAAUUGUUGCAUUUGGUAGAACUAACACUAAACAUUGGAGCUAACAUGUUAACUGUUUCGCAAAAGAAUUCGUUAGUAGUAAAACUGCAAAUGUUAUUGCGAGAUGAAGCUUCAAUCGUCGUGCGAAGUUUGAGGGCAGAACCGCACACUGGAAAGGCCGUCUUAAUGUUUUACGUGAAAAAGAAGGGAACAACAGCAUUGCCGGGUCCAGAAGUAGUCAAAAGAUUGAGAGAAAAGUUAUUACAAGAUUCCGGUCUCUUACAGCUGUCGGUUGCCAAUAUAGACACCGCUAUAUGCCAAAAUAAUUGUUCAGGCCACGGUGUAUGCGAUCAAGAGACAAGACAAUGCUUAUGCGAAGCAUUUUGGAUGCAGAAUUUAAUACAAAAAUAUUUUGGUAAUGGAGAUUCUAAUUGUGAUUGGAGCAUCCUAUAUGUGAUAAUAGCAUUGCUAUCAUUAGUUGUAUGUUGGGUUGGAUUUAUUUGGGGUCUUGUUUGCUUGUGUCAAAGGAUAUGCGUCGGUAAAAGACGUUUGCUUCGGCCUAAGAAGAAACCACCGCGUUAUUCUUUGCUGCAACCAGAGCCAGAAGAUGAUAGCAGUGCAUUUUCAACUCACAACAAGAUGGUGUUAUCGGAAUCGGACACCGAUUCUGACGAUGUUCUGUUUGAGCAUCGUAAGAGUAAAAGCGGUAGCCAUAUAAGAAACGGUAAAUCUCGGAAUGGAUUUAUCAAAGUCGGUUCUCGAGUAAAGACUUGAGAAAUGCAACGAUAUUAGAGUGCAAUGAUAAAUAGCGCACAGUUGUGUAAGUUUUGGCCAAACCUGAAAUACUAGUCACGAAGGUAUAAGUUGACUUAUGUACCUUAUAAGGAAUGAUCGCCUCCAGAAUCGGUAUUGAUAACAAUGUUCUCUAAGAACAUAGAUGGAGUUUAAGUCUUGUUUAUAGAUAUGCGAUAAUAAUAAUAACCUCAUACUCUACGUCAUGUUACUUAAUUCGUCUUAAGUAUUAUUAAUCAAUUCUAUUCUGUAUCUAUUAUGUGAUUUUUAACUACGUCAACGAUUGCUGACGCGACAAGAUGCAGCGUCAAAUGAUCGUCAAACUGUUUGAGAGCUUAUCUGAAUAUUAUUAUGGCCUUAGAAGCUAUUUCAAUUAAAAUCGAUAUGUAGUAAGCACUGUAUCGAUUCUGUAUGUCGUUUAUAUGUAUGUACUGCUUACUCUUUAAUAUAUACAUUGUCAAUCUUAUUUUUACACUACAUGAAUACUAAA